Messenger RNA from Paramecium sonneborni, 1044 nucleotides. The record is from the annotation of a GenBank genome assembly. Lineage: Eukaryota; Ciliophora; Oligohymenophorea; Peniculida; Parameciidae.
CAGCAAUGUAUUUAUCAAAACCAUUAUCACAUUACUUUCCACUUCAAUAUCCAACUUUACCAGAAUUGCCUUAAAGAGAAUUCCCUAAGUUGAUUUAUGACUCUAGAUACGAAAUAGAAGAUAAAUAUUACAGAAAUUAAAUCUAAAAUCAAUAACAGCAAGAUUUUACAUAAGCUCAAUAGGAACAUCAAAAUAUGGAAAGAACUUUUAACAAAUACAACUAAGUUUAACAAGAUUUUAAAACUAUGAAUUAAACAUAGAGCAAUAAAUUAAAUACUAAUUAACAGCAUGAACCACCAAUUUCUCAAAAAUACAAUUAAAUUACAGAUUCAGACAUUAGGUUUGUUUCUUAUGUGUUUUAGGAAGAAAUUCAAUUUAGAAAAGAAUUCGUUUAAAUUAACAAGAAAUUAAAACAACUUUAACCAAACCUAUUAUAAUUAUUUUUUGCAUUCACAUCUGAUAAUCAUUAUGUAAUAAUUAAUUAAAUUUAUAGAAAAUUGAGAAGUUUAAAUUUUUGGAAGUUCUUUAAUCUUAUUAAGAUGACAUUAAAGUUUGUGAUUUAGAAUUGUUAUUUAGCUACUUGAAUAAUUGGAAACGUUCCUAAUCUAUUACUUAUGGAUAAUUUCUCUAACUUAUAAUCCCUUAUGUUAAAUAUGAUGAAAUGCCUGACCCUGCAGAUUUAAAGUAUCAAUAGGAUUCCCCUACAUAAGAAUAAAUGGAAAUUUUUUGUAGAUUAAUUUAAAUGAAAUUAUAAAUGAUGUCUACUCUUGAAUACUACAGACAAAAAAUUGAUAAAGCUCUAAUCAAUUUAGUGUAGAUUUUUGAAUUCAUAGACCAAGACAAAGAUGGAUGGAUCAAAGCAUUUGAAAUCACUAAACUUUUAUGUAAUUUAAUUCAAUUUAUUAAUUUUUAGAAUAAUUUGGCUAUUUAGUUACUAUUGAAGAAGCUUCACUUGUUUUAUAAGAUAUUGAUGAAAGAGGAUAAAUUAACAUCAAUCAAUUUGUCCAUUAUUACAAACCAAAAUCUUAAGCAAUAUAUUUAUGA